Molecule: messenger RNA, 1584 nt
Organism: Recurvomyces mirabilis
Lineage: Eukaryota; Fungi; Ascomycota; Dothideomycetes; Mycosphaerellales; Teratosphaeriaceae
Exons: 2
Coding region: 1-1584 (527 amino acids)
Biological process (GO): proteolysis
Molecular function (GO): metalloexopeptidase activity
Source: RefSeq, a predicted model, not a curated record
AUGCUCUCCCACCUCACAGUCGCCGCAGCGGCACUUCUGUCGCUCGUCAACGCUCAUCCUCCACCACCGCCACCUCCAGGCCCUCCAGGUCCACCAGGCUAUGGCCCAGGAAAUGGGAACCCUAGCAGCGGCGGUGUCUACUCAACUCAAUGGGAGCAGCUUCAAGGAAGCAAUUACCUUCCCUCCGUCAAUUGGGCCAAUGCCAACUGGCCACCUCAAAAUGUUGGCGUGGCAUUGGUGCCGCAAGCACCUGAUCAAGAGCUGAUUAGUUUGAUUGAGGGUAUUGAUGUGAAUCGCGUCAAAGAUAUUGUGACAACUCUCACGAACUUCGGCACCCGCCACACCCUCUCCCAGCAAAACAGCAGCACCCGCGGGAUCGGCGCCGCUAGAGACUGGAUCUACAAGGAAAUGCAGAGCCUCGCCGCACCAGCCGAUGGCUCCAUGUCCGUCUACUUCAACUCUUACAUCCAGCCCAUUGCCAGCCGGAUCCUUUUCCCCGUGAACAUUACGAACGUCGUGGCCCAGAUCAACGGAACCACGGAUCCUAACCGCGUCUACGUCGUCACUGGGCACUACGACAGUCGUCGGAUCGACAUCAAUGAUUAUGUGAACGAUGCUCCUGGCUCCGACGACGACGCUACGGGCGUGGCGGUAGUCAUGGAGAUGGCGCGGCUCGUUGCAGCGUCCAAGGUGAAGCCAGCGGCGACCAUGAUCUUCGCUGCCACGGCUGGAGAAGAACAGGGUCUCUAUGGCUCUGCUAAUCUCGCUUCGACGCUCAAAAAGGCGGGUUAUAAUGUCGAAGGAAACUGGAAUAACGAUAUCAUCGGUACAGGCAAGAAUGCUCCCUUCAGUGCUGUAAACGAUUACACUGUUCGCUUGUUUGGGGCGAGUAUCUACUACCCAAAUGCCUCUUCCGCGAGUCUGGAUAGCACUAUCGGAAUCAUAGGCGGCUGGAACGACUCGCCCGCUCAGAACCUAGGCCGGUAUAUCGCUGAAGUGGCGGCGGGAGCAGCGCAAUGGGUUGGUAUGCAAGUCGCCUUGAUAUACCGUUCGGACCGCUACUUGCGUGGUGGAGACCACGAGAGCUUCCUCGCUCAAGGGUUUCCAGCUGUGAGGUUCACGGAGGCGGUGGAGGAUUUUGCUCAUCAGCAUCAAGAUCCACGCGAGCAGGAUGGCAUCCAAUACGGAGAUCUGCUUGAGUUCGUGGACUUCGAGUAUACCUCCCGUGUCGCCAAAGUCAAUUUAGCAUCCAUGUGGUCCGCGGCAAACAGCCCAGGAACGCCGACCAACGUCUCUAUCUCCGAGAUCAUUGGGUUUCCUGCUGCGGCGGAAGACACGCCCAUCGAAGAUAUUAGCAACGACUCCCAGUUCUCGUGGGAUACUGGUAAGGACUCUCUCGUGAAGAGUUACGAGAUCGUGUGGAGGCCUUCGGGGGCGCUGCAGUGGACGCACAGUGUGGAUGUGGGCAUGACGGGGAAUGUUACGUUGUCUUUGAACAAGGACAAUGUGCAGGUUGGUGUUAGGGCUGUUGGAGCGAAUGGGUGGAAGAGUCCUGCUGUUUUCCCUUUGCCUGUUAACAGGUAA